Molecule: messenger RNA, 1539 nt
Organism: Mercurialis annua (annual mercury)
Lineage: Eukaryota; Viridiplantae; Streptophyta; Magnoliopsida; Malpighiales; Euphorbiaceae
Product: thaumatin-like protein 1
Exons: 3
Coding region: 283-1233 (316 amino acids)
Biological process (GO): defense response
Cellular component (GO): extracellular region
Source: RefSeq, a predicted model, not a curated record
UUGAGAUUCUCCACCACCAGUCCACCACACACUUAUUUUCUUUCCUUUCUCUUCAUAAACAAUAUAGAAAGAGAGAUAAGAGUAUAAAAGUUGCAAAAUUUAUGGGUUGUUAUAACUUAUAGCAAUAACCCUCCCCUUGCUUUUUAUUCUCCUCUCACUUUAUCAUUAUUUCUUGUUUCACCAUCAAGAAUUUUAUUUUCAGUCUUAUACCAUUGAUUAGUACUCCAUACUACUGAAUCAAACAUCCAAGAAUUCUGAAAAGUGUUCCUUGAGUAAAACAGAAUGGGUUCUUUAUGCUGUUCUUGCUGUACCAUGUUCUUGAUUAGCUUGAGUUUUCUAUCCAUUUUUAAAGGUGCUACAAGUGCAACGUUUACAUUAGUUAACAAAUGCGAGUACACCGUAUGGCCUGGAACCUUAGGCACUCCAAAGCUAGACUCGACAGGCUUUGAGCUACCAAAAGGCACCACCCGCUCCUUUCAAGCUCCAACAGGCUGGUCCGGCCGUUUCUGGGGAAGAACAGGCUGCAACUUCGACAGCUCCGGCCAAGGUUCCUGCUCCACCGCAGAUUGUGGCUCGAGCCAACUUGAAUGCAACGGAAACAGUGCUGCUCCACCGGCAACUUUAGCAGAAUUUACACUUGGUUCUGGCUCACAAGAUUUCUAUGAUGUUAGUCUUGUUGAUGGCUAUAACUUGCCUAUGCUCGUUGAAGUGAACGGUGGCUCAGGUCAGUGUGCGUCCACAGGCUGUGUUACUGACCUUAAUAGGAAGUGUCCUGCUGAGCUCAGAGUGGAGGGCGGCAAUGCUUGCCGGAGUGCCUGUGAAGCUUUUGGUACUCCUGAGUAUUGUUGUAGCGGCGAGUAUAGUUCACCCACUGUUUGUAAGCCUUCUUCGUAUUCGGAAGUGUUCAAAAAUGCUUGUCCGAAAUCUUAUAGUUAUGCUUUUGAUGAUGCUUCAAGUACUUUUACGUGCACUGGUGCUGAUUAUACCAUCACAUUUUGUCCCAAUUCUCCCAGUCUAAAAUCUGCUGGAGAUUCGGAUCCAAAGACAGCCGACGAGACCGGCACCGGAACAGAGGAAGGAUUGGGGAUCGCAGGGUCAGGAGAAGUAGAACAAGCUACACUAGCAAGUUCAUGGCUAGCAAGUUUAGCAACGGGAGAUUCAACGACAACCCGCCACUCUUUUUCACUACUUUUGGCGACAGCAUCUUUUAUUUUUUGCUACAUUCAUUUGUAGUUAAGAGCCCCUCACUAAUUGAUGAUCACUUUUUCGAUGGUGGAAACUUUGAGAGAAAUUGAGCAUUGAAAAAGGAAAAAAAGGAAUCAAGAACAUGGGACCGAUCAAUUAUGAAAGUUGACAAAUCAAGAUAUGUAAAAGACCCACUCCCAAAUCUUGCAUAUUAUAAUUAGAUGCUUAACACAUCAUAUUAAUUAUGUAAAGUAUAUUAGUAUUAGUCUAGAAGUAGAAUAUUUAAUUUUUUUCUUCUUUUCAUGUCUUCUAUCUUGUAUGGUAAAGUAAUCUUAGCUAUCAAUGCUACAAUAA